This is a messenger RNA of Salvelinus namaycush (lake trout), 901 nucleotides long. RefSeq names its product myelin-associated glycoprotein-like. The transcript is spliced from 6 exons. NCBI's taxonomy places the organism in Eukaryota, Metazoa, Chordata, Actinopteri, Salmoniformes, Salmonidae. The record is from RefSeq and is a predicted model, not a curated record. Bases 113 to 901 code for a protein of 262 amino acids.
CUUGAAUUGCAACACUUCAGUUUGUCAGAACUCACUAUGUCUGUGAUAUCAUCUCCUUUUCUGUGAUCGGUUUUCAAGAUUGUACGGUUAUCUGUAGUGUGCGAGUUCUCACAUGACUUGUCCUGAGAACAUGUUUUUCCUCAUUGUCCUCUUUAUGUCAGGUGUUUUGGCCUGUUUUGGCCAACGACAUAUGAUCGCCACAAUGCCAGAUAAACUGGAUGGACUGACUGGCUCCUGUGUGGAAAUCCCAUGUUCAUUUGAUAUUCCUGACCAAAAUAAGUAUAAAUUUAACAGUGCAAUACUAACCUCUGGAGUGUGGAUUAAAGAAUCACCACAGUUUGGUGGGCGUCCGGACAAUGUGAUAUUUAACAGUAGUGUGAAAGACAACAGAUAUCAAGGGAAUAUAACUGGAAACAUGUCCCAGAAGAACUGCACCACAGUCUUCUUCAAUGUAACCACCAAUUACACUAAUAAAUACUUCUUCAGGAUUGAGAGUCAACCAUUCCGUGCAACAGAUCCUGAUAAGUCUGUUGAUAUAGUUGUCAGAGAUUUGCCUUCCAGUCCCAUCAUUACUGUCUCAGGUGAAGUGAAGGAAGAGACCUCUGUCAGUUUUAACUGCUCUGCUGUCGCUCCCUGUCCUGAACACCCCCCUGAGCUGACAUGGACUCUCCCAACACAGUUCACAACUGAGAAUCAACUGCAGGAGAAUCCAGACCAAACCAAAUCAGUUCUCUCCACGGUGACCUUCACUCCAUCAUACCUUCAUCAUGAGAAGAACAUCACUUGUACUGCAGUCUACCCAGUAGGGUCAAACAACAAGACAGCUGAACAUAAUAUGAUGCUUAACGUUUCAUUCUCUCCUAAGAACACCUUGGCCUCCAUCAGUCCAGCUUGGGGAUAA